Panicum hallii is the source of this 1947-nucleotide messenger RNA. RefSeq names its product membrane steroid-binding protein 2-like. The transcript has 3 exons. The coding region runs from base 331 to 1095 and encodes 254 amino acids. NCBI's taxonomy places the organism in Eukaryota, Viridiplantae, Streptophyta, Magnoliopsida, Poales, Poaceae. Gene Ontology annotation, cellular component: endomembrane system; membrane. The record is from RefSeq and is a predicted model, not a curated record.
UCAUACCUUUCUCGGCCUUUUGGCUAAGAUCAAGUGUAGUAUCUGUUCUUAUCAGUUUAAUAUCUGAUAUGUGGGCCAUAGGCUCACUUCAAUAUUAAACUUAUUUUUUAUGGGGGAGGGUCCACCGCAGUGGCUUGCUACUGGGGCCCUCGAGCGUCGCCCAGGCGUUGCACUGCUGCCCGGGCCUGGCGCACCCCAACCAAAACGGGAUCAAAAGCUUUUUCAGUAAGCACAAAGAGCGUGAACAAGAAUUACGGGAACGCUGCUGUUUCUGUUUGAGUUAAAAGAGUGGAGCAGAGACUAGGUCUCUUUCUGCUGGCAGCAAACUGAAUGGCGUCCUGUUCCGUCUUCACCCCAGCGGCGCUCUCCGCCUCGGCGCCGUCCAGCCGGCGGCGCGCGACCGCGGCCGUAUGUCUGCCCGGUGUUCGCCGCAGCCGCCUAGCGUCCCGCGGCGUGCGGUGUAGCGCCGGGCAGGGUGGCGUCAAGGUCCCGGCGAAGCUGGCGGAGCUGUGGGCCGCGGCGAAGGACGCGCCUCCGCUGGCCGUGCUCGCGGGCGUGGCCGCGGCGGUGGCGAUCUACAAGGUUGGGUCCAGUCUCCUUGCGCCGCGCCCUCCCCCACCGCGUCGGGUGGAGACCCAGAUGGCCCCGCCGCCUCCAGUGCCGGAGCCGGUGCAGGUGGGUGAGAUAACGGAGGAGGAGCUGCGGCAGUACGACGGGUCUGACCCCGAGAAGCCGCUGCUGAUGGCCAUCAAGGGGCAGAUCUAUGACGUCUCCCAGAGCAGAAUGUUCUAUGGACCUGGUGGGGCAUAUGCAUUGUUUGCUGGAAAAGACGCCAGCAGGGCAUUGGCCAAGAUGUCCUUCGAACAGAAGGAUCUAAAUGGUGAUAUAUCUGACCUUACACCAAUGGAGCUCAGUUCCUUGAAUGACUGGGAGUACAAGUUCACCAGCAAGUAUGUGAAGGUAGGAACUAUAAGAAGGGCAGCGCCUGCAGAAGAGGGUUAUGCUAGCAUUUCGCCUGAAAUACGGGAGGAAGUUUCUGUACCUGUACCUGUGCUUGACCUGGAGCCCGAGCCUAUUGACGAUGAUGCACCAUGAAAGGAAACACACAGACAUCUGAGCAACGCGGGGAAGAACGAAAUGGUAGGCGGGGCACUACUGAUAGUGUCCCAAAGGGAGCUAGAAUUUAGGAAUAACCGGAUGUUCGGAAGAAAUAGUGUAUAUGUACUCUGCAGUAGGAUCAAAUGGUUGGAUAUGAUUAUAUGAAGAGGUCAGUGCUCUAGCUCAGUGAUGUGCAUCUUCAGAAACGAGACAUGAAUUUCCCUUCCAUAAAAGGAAAAAAAAGAAACUAGAUAAGUUGCUCCAUCACUUGUGCAGCAAUCGCCCUUGGAGAGCAAACAGGCCUCUGCGGCUCACUAGCUCCAGAAAGACAUAGUGUAUUCAUUUGAAUCGGGUUUUAAUCUUUCAGCUGCCACCUGCCUGAUUAAAUAAUGAUACGCAAUUGGACCACCAUACACAGGAACUCAUCCUCGUUGCACUGAUCCCGUACACAUCACUGUCUGAUCUAACUUGCUCAGCAAAGUAAUGAGUUCGAUAAGAAUCAGAUGUUGGGUUUUUGACACAUGGUAGUGGCGUGCUGCAACUGCUUCACAGUUAGUAAGUUUAACUAUCUGACACGCAUCACUUGAUUCCAUCUCGUAUUGUCCUAAAGAUGGAUUGAACAUUGAAGAGACUUUUAACCGUGAUACUCCAGAAUUGUGCGCUCCAUUUUUGGGCUUUUGGAAUAUCACCAAGCUUGGACGAAAUUUACUGAUUCCUCUGGAAUUUGGAAUAUCACUGGAUUUAUAUGGAGUUCAUCGAUUUCAAAUAGCGCAAGGGUGAAAUGUAAGGCACAUGCUUUUCCAAAAAAAAAUGUGAGUAAUAACAGCAGGAGAGCACACACAUUUUUUU